Molecule: messenger RNA, 3320 nt
Organism: Dromaius novaehollandiae (emu)
Lineage: Eukaryota; Metazoa; Chordata; Aves; Casuariiformes; Dromaiidae
Gene: FAM149A
Product: family with sequence similarity 149 member A
Exons: 14
Coding region: 203-2020 (605 amino acids)
Source: RefSeq, a predicted model, not a curated record
GUGGAGAUCCGGGAGCUGGGCGGCGAGAGCGUGAGCCGGGUCGGGAGUCUCGGGGGGCCGCCAGCCGUGGCGGCGGUGAGUGCCGCCUCGGGACGGCGGGGGCACCGCGUGGCCUUGCCCUCGGUGCCGGCGGCCGGGCGGGGGAGGCGCCGCAGCUGCCCGCCAGCUCCCGCUGACUGUGCUCUGUCCCUCGGCGGCACCGAUGCGUGCUGCGAGCGGGCCGUGGGGCGGCUGCCGGGGGCUCGUCGUCGUAGGGAAGGGGCUGUCCAAAGGUCCUACAAAUAAAUGUCUUUCAGAAAAAAGCAGAGUGUCUCUUCCAACACUUUUUGAGAAAAACAUGCAGGAAGCCAUUGACAGGUAUACUUGUGAAACAGUUUCAUCACUUUCUAGUGGUCAUACAACACCUACAGACUUGAAAAAUUCUUGGUCUGGCAUAAACAGCUAUACUACUGGCUUGUCUACUGAAAGAAGUUCGCUUUACUCUUGGAGGGAUGAUGAAUUUGAUAAGGCCAGCACACAGAGAGUACAUCAGUUAUUUUGGGACAUUGAUGAAAUGCUGUUUGAAGGAAAAGUGACCUCUCAAACUCAGAGCCUGCAAGCAGAAUGUGCAGACUGGGUUGAACGAUCUCUUCAUCUAAGGGUUCUAGGAAAGCAGCUGCUAUUACCGAAGGAUGAAGGCUUUCAGCAUUUUCAGAGCAGAAGUGAUAGCUCUGUGGACGCUAACAUUUUACCUGGCCUCCAUGAUGAUACUACUGAUAUAAAAGAGCUCUGCAUUUCAGGCUCUAAAUUGGUCCCAGCAGCAUCUCCAGUUCAUAAAACAAUAGAUUCCAGUUCCACUAGGAUUUCUGCCUCUGACUCUUCCACAUAUUCAUUCCUGGAAGAAGAAAUCUAUGAUGUGGAUGGAAAAAUAGAGGAGUAUCUUGCCUUUGACAACAAGGAGCUCGAUGAUGAGAGUUUGGAGCAAAAGAAAAUGCAUCUUGCUGAGAAGAAGAGUAAACCUGGCAUUCCCCCUGUGUCUCCUAAUGCCUGUAUCAAAGAUGCUGUAGCUUCUGAAGUAUUUGAUUGUAUCUGGAGCAAUAUAAUUGAAAUAUUGGAAGAGCUGAUUAAAAAAAAAUGGGAAACGAAUAUCACAGAGAGUGACAAACGGGUGGAAGAACUGAAAGCUGUUACAGCUAAACUGUCACAUUUACCAGUCAUUCGUGUUACAGCAGAUGCUGGGAGUGUGCCUCUUUCCAGAAGCUCUGAAGCACGAAGCAUGUCUUAUGGUCCCCAUUUUGUUCCAUCACAGAUUCACCGUUUCUCCAGCAACUUUUGUAGUGAUUUGAAAGGUGUUAUGACAAUUCAAGCAAAACCACUCCAACAGAGGCAUGUGGCCACAGUAGAAAAAAUACGGAAUGAGCAAGAAGACAAACUACAUAGCACUGGCUCCAAUGCAACAAACUCAGUGCGUGCUAAACUGGGGAGAAUUGCUGAUAACAGUGUUCUCUCAUCAUCUCGGGUACUGCUGGCAUCUUCUAGGAAGCUACCAAGCCAUUGUAGGUUACCUUCUCUCACUUCUGACCAACCCUCCUCAAAAGCUCCUAAUGUGUACAAUGAUGAAAUCCUUAGGGGGACUAAAUUGGCUGCCAGCUUGGAUCGUUUAUCUUCUGCUCAUGCACAUACAACUCAGAACAAGUUACCACCAAUAAACUCGGAGGCUGUUGAACAAUAUCUUUCAGUACCUCAACUGCAACAGAGCUCUCAUCAAGGACAUUAUGCUUAUAGUAGAGUUUCAAGUGCGGUACCUGGCACUACAGAGCAACGACCACUCAGAGAACAAACUGUUAUCGAUCUAUUUUCAAGGCCCAAAACAACGCAUACAUUCAGGGCAGACACACCUCAGAAAAGGUCACUGACUCCCAUGGAUUUUGCUAACCAAACGUGGACGGGUCAAGGGUUUUCAACAGGUUCACAGCAUUACUACAAGUCCUUUCAGAGAAAUCCUCGAACCUCAAGGAAGAGAUUUCAGGUUGCUUCUUAACUCGGCUUAGGAAGAAACAGAAAAACCCUGCACUGAUGGAGUGCUAAAGUACUUGAUGUACCAGCUAGCAUCUUGCGUACUACAGAACGUGUGCAGUAUGUUAGUUUCUGCUGAGCCUUGUGAUCCUCAGAAUGCUGGUAUUGCCUUUUUUGAAAGUUGUCUAAGCAGAGGUUACAUAAAAAUUAGAGCAAAAUGAAAUAAAUGGUUGAGAUCCCCAAGCUUCAGGUCUCUGCUCUCUUUGCAAAGUCAAGAUGCUGCUCCUCUACUUGUUUCUCAGGCAUUCCUUCUUUUUCUGUCUUUCCUCUGGGAAAUGUUAUUCCACCUAAAGAAGCAAAUAUGCUUAGGUUGUGACAUCCUGUUCCCACUCUUUCAUGUUUCUUCAGUGUUAAAGAUGUUAUGGCUCUAUCCAAACAUCAAUCAUAUAUAAAAUUAAUACUUUUUCUUCAACAGGAGUUUGCUGCAUCUCCUCUUUAACUCCUGUUCUAACAUUUCUCCAUUUUUAGUCUCUCUGAUUAUUGCAGUUGCUCUGUUGUAAAUAUUGUCUGUCCCUACCUUUUCUUCUUCUUUUAAUUCUUUUAAGAUGGAAUUCAUUCAUUGCUUCUAAUUAAGCUCUUUUGUUUGUCAGUUACUGUGAAACUGCUGGGAUAAACUUUGUUUCAGGCAGCAAUGAUUUUGCUGUGAGGCCAAACUUGUUUGUAGAUCCUGAACAGUUGAAACUGCAUGCUGACAUGUCAGUAAGAUAGUUCCCACUUCUUGAGAUUUCUUAUAAAAUGUUGCUUGUUACUGUACAAAUCAAUCAUGUUUCUUUGUACCUGAUCCUUCAAAGGUUUAAUAUGAAAAAAAUUACUUUAAUGGGUGGAAGCAUUAUUUAAUACUUCAUGUGUGUAGACCCAAAUGAAGGAAGAUCAAGGAGAAGGCUGGGAUUGUGUUUUGCCCAGGGGUCACAGCUAAGAUCAUGUCCCAGUGUGUUAAUACUGUGUGUGCACGAAGUCAUUCUUCCUUCCAUCAAAGACGGUACAGCUUGAAUAGAUGUGGUAGAAGAACUGUUGAAGAGGUAAAACAGGAGGAGAAAAACUUAAUUAUUUGCCCAGAUUUUGCAGUUAAGAACAGUCAGUUUCUUCCAGUUGGGAACUAAUGUCACUUCUCCUCACUUCUCUUUAUAAAUGUUCAAGGAUUGGUAAUCCAAGAUAAAGUAUUUGUAAUACAUCUUUUCUAUUUAUACUGUUAUCAGAUUUCUGGUUUAUGUCAAUGGUUGUCAAACACUGCAUUCUUUUGAGUAAAUGGAAGCUUUUAAAAAUUA